GCUGUAUUUACAUCAUCUUCAUUGACGAUGAAGUUAGAGUAGGACGACACUCCUUUGUUUAUUUCUUCCGUUACAYUUAUGGCUUCGACUAAAACACAUGAGAAAAAUACAAUUGUUAUUCCAGUAGAUGGGAGCAAAAACAGCCAUCGAGCAUUUACUUGGUACUGUGAACAUCUCUUGAAAGAAAAUGACAAGUUGAUAAUUGUACAUGCUUAUGCAGUUCCUCCAAUGCAGGCAGCAAAACACUCAAGUGUAGACUUCAAAAACCAACUCUUAGAAUGGCAAAUCCUUGUUCAGAAAGCUGAAGAAAAGGCCAAAAAAGUACUGAAGCCUUUUGAAGACAUUGCUAAAUCUCUUAAAGUACAGGUGUCAAGCCGCUUUCUUUAUGCAGGGGGAGCGGCAGGGGAAGUAGUGGUGAAAACAGCCAAAGAUGAGGGAGCAAGCCUGAUCAUCAUUGGUAGUAGAGGUCUUGGAAGCAUAAGGAGGACAAUAAUGGGAAGUGUUAGUGAUUAUAUAGUGCAUCAUACUAGCACACCUGUUAUAGUAGUGCCUCCAGGUUGAUAGCUGAACAAUGAGAUACAAUGAGAUACAAUGCUGCUUGAUAUAUGGUCAUUCAGGAUAAGUAGAGGGUAUCYGACAUAUAGCAAGGCCUUUUUGGUAAGAACGCAAGGUUCUGUAUGAUUGUACAGAAAAUUACAUUUUUGUCCAUAUAAUGGCAACMAAUUUGAAAACUCUACAUCACGUAAAUACACGCCUAAUUACAGAAAUGUUUUCCUAAAGAAAUAGAACAUUUGUACAUUAAAAAGACAAUGAAAAGCAUUCAGACAGAGUGAUUUUUCUUUUGUCUUUUUGAUUAUUCCUUUUGCACUGAAGUGUAAAAGUUCUAUUUGUACAUUUAUGUGACAUUUUUAUAAAUAGGUGUACAUUUACAUUUUAUAUAAGUAGAAUAUAAGAGAAGUCAGGACUCCAACUUAAAGCUUUAUAGCAAUUCAUUCAGAACAUUUCAGGUUUUCACCCUCUAUCAACAACUAAAACAGUUUUCCAGCRCUAGCCUACCAUUCUAAUCUACCUAUUAAAAAAAYAAAGACAAACACAACAAAMRWGCAUGCUGAUAAAAAAAUUACAUGAAUAUAUAUAAACAUUCAUUAAAAAACACAGCGUUCCUGAAAUCAAUCAAAUUAUUAUUCAAAUGAUAAAAAAAUKACAAAAAGAUGAAGGGACAUACAUGUAAAUCAAGUUAAUCUAAAUGAUAAGACAGUACACAUUUCAGCUUUUAAGAUACUACAGAAUUUCAUGCAUUACUUGAUCGAAUCAGAUAUUUUCAGAGAUUAAGCUGGUAUUUUUGAGGGUUUUCAAAUAAAGGUAAUUCUCUGGCUUUAGAAAUCCUUUAUCACUCUGCAUUCUUAUUAAAUUUUACGCUGGUUGACAUUAGAUUCGCAUUUACUAUUGAAUUAUUUAAUUUGGUACACAUUAAUUAAUAUAUUAGGUUUURAUAGAAUUCUUUGUGUCAUUUGACAUCUUGUUUAUACUAGAGCUUAUUGUAUGCUCUCAAUUAUACUAAUUUGUCCUGCAGGACAGGAAAGGUUUUGCUGUACAAUAGCAAUGACAAAAUGUGUUAUGAUACAUUUAUAUCUAAGAAAUAGAGCUAGUAUGUUAUAGAGGUUAGACUUAUUCAUGGUGCAUUUAAUGUACAUAAUAAAAGUAAUUAAGUUUGUCUUGAUUUGACAAAAUUAUUUUCAAGUU
Exaiptasia diaphana is the source of this 1743-nucleotide messenger RNA. RefSeq names its product universal stress protein Slr1101. NCBI's taxonomy places the organism in Eukaryota, Metazoa, Cnidaria, Anthozoa, Actiniaria, Aiptasiidae. Bases 79 to 561 code for a protein of 160 amino acids. The record is from RefSeq and is a predicted model, not a curated record. The transcript has 4 exons.